AUGUUCCUUCUACUCAUGAUCUUCUUGCUUUCCUCGACGGUGGUGGCGGCACAGGCCGACGCGAACCCAGGCAAGAUCGCAAGGAGUCAGUUCCCCAAGGACUUCCUCUUCGGCACAGCCUCUUCGGCUUACCAGUAUGAAGGUGCUGCGAGGGAAGGCGGCAGAGGACCCAGCAUCUGGGACGCCUUCACUCACAAUCACCCAGAAAAGAUAGCAAAUGGAAGCAAUGGAGAUGUAGCAAUAGACUCCUACCACCGGUACAAGGACGAUGUCAACAUCAUGAAGGAUUUGGGCUUUAAUGCCUAUAGAUUUUCUCUUUCUUGGUCACGAAUUCUGCCUAGUGGGAAAUUGAGUGGAGGGGUCAACAUGGAAGGAAUCAAUUACUACAACAAUCUCAUCGAUAAACUCAUUUCGGAAGGUAUUGAACCAUUUGUAACCCUUUUUCACUGGGACUCCCCGGAAGUAUUAGAACAGCAGUAUGGUGGCUUCUUAAGCCAGCUUAUUGUGGAAGAUUUCAAGGACUAUGCCAGCAUCUGCUUCAGGGAGUUUGGUGACAGGGUGAAGUACUGGAUAACAUUCAACGAGCCUUGGAGUUUCAGUAUUGGUGGCUAUUCUAGUGGUACAUACGCACCUGGUAGAUGCUCGUCUUCGGCAAAGCCAGGUUGUAGCAUGGGAGACUCGGGAAGGGAACCUUAUAUAGUAGCUCAUAAUCAACUUCUGGCUCAUGCAGCAGCAGUUCAAGUGUACAGAGACAAAUACCAGAUAGAGCAAAAAGGGAAGAUCAGCAUUACAAUAGUUAGUAAUUGGAUAAUUCCCUACACAAAUUCCAAAGAAGACAAGGAUGCUUCCAAACGUGCAUUGGACUUCAUGUAUGGAUGGUUCAUGGAUCCCUUAACCAAGGGACAUUAUCCACUCAGCAUGAAAACACUGGUUGGUAACAGACUACCAAAAUUCACAAAAGAGCAGGCAAGGGCUGUAAAAGGAUCAUUUGAUUUCAUUGGCCUUAAUUAUUAUUCAGCAAGAUAUGCAAAGAAUACUAAACACAAUAGCAAUAGUAAAGAAAGCUACAGUACUGAUUCACAAACUGAUCAAAGAGUGGAAAGAAAUGGAACGUAUAUUGGCCCAAAGGCUGGCUCUUCUUGGCUCUAUAUCUAUCCAAGAGGAAUAGAAGAACUACUGCUAUAUACCAAGAAGACAUAUAACAACCCUACUAUAUACAUCACAGAAAAUGGUGUUGAUGAAAUUAACAAUGAAAAUUUACCUCUUCAAGAAGCGUUAAUUGACAAUACCAGAAUAGAAUUCUACCAGCAACACAUAUUCUAUGUUCAAAGAGCCCUAAAGCAAGGAGUUGACGUACGAGGAUACUUUGCAUGGUCACUAUUUGACAACUUCGAGUGGGUGGAUGGUUAUAGUGUUCGGUUUGGUCUUAACUACAUCAACUACAAGGAUGGUCUGAAACGAUAUCCAAAGCGAUCAAGCCAAUGGUUUCAGAAGUUUCUUCAUCACUAA
This is a messenger RNA of Triticum turgidum subsp. durum (durum wheat), 1509 nucleotides long. NCBI's taxonomy places the organism in Eukaryota, Viridiplantae, Streptophyta, Magnoliopsida, Poales, Poaceae. The record is from the annotation of a GenBank genome assembly.